GGGAAGGCGGUGCGCGGCUCCUCGAGAACGCUGUGUCGACGCUCUCUCGUUCCAGCGGUCGCUUCGCUGCGCCCGACACACCGCACCCCGGGAACGCGUUCGUUUCUCCUCCGGCGUGAGUGCCUUGUUGCCAGGGGGGUGCGCUGACGGCGAGCCAGUGACACCUGACGGAGGCAGAGCAUGGCCCUCGCCUCGCUGUUGGCACGGGAGGAACUGUCCCGCUGUGCAGGCGCCCUGUGAGUCACUCUGUCGGCCACCCUGCCGCCCGAACCCCUUCCAGGAGACGAAGGGAUUAAAAAAAAAAAAAACGAAAAUAAAAAUCAGGUGUUUCCGCCCUGAUUCCUCGAUCAUUCGAUCCUUUGCUCAUUUCCCUCUAUUUCCUGUGAAAUACUCGCGUGGGAAUUAUGGUGACGCGAUAAAGAGCAGAAAAAAAUCUAAAAAAAAAUAAUAAUAAUAAUAAAAAUAAAAAUAAAAUACAUAUAUAUAUAUCAAUUUUAACUGAAAAAAAUAAGAGAGAGAGAGAGAGAGGGAAAACAAGAAAAAUAUAUUCGAGACUAAUCCGUGUGCUAAGUGGAUUCUGUGGAUGUAUAACCUUUAGUGCGCUUGGCCUUUCAAAUAGAUCAACCCUGAUAUAUAUGUGUGAGCGCGGAGUGUGGAGGUAAUUCAGCAUAUAGGUUAAUGGUGUCAUUAUUUCCAGUUGGUGCACCGGCGGAAGAUAAAUUUUGAUAACAGUAAAGUUCAGAAUAUCAUUACCUAAAAAAAAAAAGAAAGAAAAAAAAUGUAUAGACACAUUGGAUAAGGUCGAACACGGUGUGCGACAAAGAAUGGUUAUCCAUUUAGUCAUACGUGGUGAACCGUUCGUGAAAUUUGCAUCUAACUGAGCGCUUUCCCUGUUGCAGCUGUUGAAUGAUGUCAGAAUUAUAAGUGCAGCUGAAACGACUGAUAUUUAACAGCUAUUGGAAGGCAGUAUCAACAAUUCUUUUAUAACACAGUUGUUAAAUGAUGUCAAAAUUAUAAGUGCAGCUGAAACGACUCUUACUGAAUAGCUAUUGAAGUCUGUCAUUAUGAUAUAGUGCAGUUCCGACGCGUCUUUAUAAUACAGCUGUUGAAGUGAAGCUGAAAAAAGCCUUUUUACUUCACGGCUGUUAAGUGUGGGAAAAAUCACAGGAGCAAUACUUAUAACCGGGAAUCUCUGUUUCUGUUGCAAUUUUUUUUUUAAUCUGAUUGCACGGUAAGCUUUUAUAGCGUUGUAAAAAAAUCGGUUUAGUACAAUGUUGCAAGGGACGUUGCAGCGUGCAAUCGAGUCUCCCUGUGAUGGCUUUGUGAUUGGGAUCUUAUGCGUGUGAGGUGAUGGAAAGAAGGGUGCAGUGAGGAAGAAGAGAAAGAGAAGAAAGGAGGAAGAAAAGAAAAAGGAAGAAAGGAGGAAGAAAGGGAAAAGGAGAGGAAUAAGCAGGAGGAAGAAAAGAAAAAGGAUUAGUGGAAAGAAGGAGAAGAAUGAAAUCAAGCAGGUGACGCGAGCGGCGGGCGUGGGCGCGGCGAGGGAGGGCCCCGACGCCGGCGCUAUGGACCCUCGCUCCUCCGGUCGCCACCGCUCCCUCGCCACCGGAGGCCACUCCCCCCACACCCACUGGGGCCACACGAACCUGUCGGCGGCGCACGCGGGCCACCUGGGCUACGGCGGGUACGAGGGGCACGUCACCCUCAACGGCGACCUCGGCCUCAGGAGGGAGGACGAGCGAUCCUCCAAGUCGUCGGUGUCGCAUCUGUCGUUGCUGUCCGCUUCCUUCCCCUGCAGCCUGACCUCCUCCAUCAAUGACCUGACCAGCGAGGCCGCCGUCCUGGAGACAGCCAUCAAGAACAAUGACACGUACCAAGUUAAGAGACUCCUCGAGCUGCACCAUGACAAGUUCCAGAUCGACCUCCACGGCAGCAUCCUGGACAAGUCCUCCUGCGACACCGGCAGCCGCUGCGUGUCUCAGGAUGUCGAAAUCCUCCUCAGGAAGUCCCAGACGCUCAUUGACAGGUACGACCACCGGAGCGAGGCGAGCAGCGACGAGAACGCGAUCCCGGGCGUGUUCACCAACGCGCUGCACCUGGCGGUGGACUACAGCGCCGCCGACGUGGUGAGGCUGCUGCUGCGCUACGGCGUGGAGCCCAACCGGGGGGGCCUGGUCAACCUGGGCGGCGGGGGGUCGGUGGGGGGCGGGGGCCUGCACGGGGCCCGCGCCCGCCCCUCCCCCCGCGUGUCCCCCACCAGCGUGCUCAGCGUGGACCGCAGGAGCUUCACGGGCCACUACAUCAGCUCGCCCUCCCCGCGCUGCUCGCCCAGGGCGUCCCCGAGGGCGUCCCCGAGGGCGUCCCCGAGGGCCUCGCCCAGGGCGUCGCCCAGAGGCUCCCCAAGGGCGUCCCCCCGAGGCUCGCCGCGCUGCUCGCCCCGCUCGGGCUCCCCGAGGUCCUUCUGCUCGCGCCCGUCGUCGCCCCGGGCCGCCUCCCCGCUGCACUUCGUCCCGCCGCCCGUGCCCUACUCCGACCCCGAGGUGCGCCUGCGGCCGCAGGGCUUCCGCCAGCAGAUGCAGCAGCUGGGCAUCAGCAAGGGCGAGAGCCUGCGCGGCGGCGGCGGCGAGGACGAGCGCAGCAAAGUGCGCGUGCCCAAGCGCGCGCCCGAGCCGUCCAGAACCGCCGGCGUCGGAGGGGGGGGUGGCACCGGGCACGGGGGGGGCGACGACGGCGGCCCAGUGACUUCCCCGGGAAAGAAAGACAGUAGGUUAGAUUUCCACCUAGAUGUUAGAACUGACGGCAAAAUAGAUAAUAAUAAGAAACAGUUAUAUUUUACGAAAUCCGCAAAAAACGGGGCCAAUUCUAGUGAGGAUAGAUCCAGAUUAGUGCUUUCGAGUGACGGGACGAGAGAAGGAGGAGGCAACGGAGGAGGAGGAGGGGCGGCGGGCGGCGGCGCGCAGGACAGGAGCAAGAAGGAGAGCCGGUCGCCGGGCGCCCUCGAGAGCAAGAGCAUCAUCAAGGACGACUCCAAGAAGGACGUGUUCCGCGAGCGCGAGAAGGACAAAGACGAGAAGAUGAAGGAGACGCGGAAGGACGUGUCGACGCGGCGGGUGUCGUGGGUGCCGGGCGUCACCGACAACGCCGCCGCCACCAGGGACAAGCCGGCCUACAAGCGGAGGCACUCGUCCGUCGUUAAGUCGAGCGAGGUCACCUUCCAGCGCCAGAGGUCGUUCUCGCUCGACAGCCAGCAGCAAGUGCGGCUGUCGAUGCCCGGGUCGGCGUCGUGGCUGGUGGUGCCGCGGCCGGUGAUCUCGACGGAGAACAGCACGACGCGGCUGGCGGAGCCCCGGGGCGAGAGGGACCGCUCCGAGCCGCGCUACUUCACCUUUUCGGACAUCCACCCGUGCACGUGGGACGGUAACCCGCCCCACUCGGCCACGCAGGGCGGCAUGGCCAGGGGCCCCUCCAGCGCUCGGCCGGGGGCGCCGCACUCGGCGGGGGCCGGGGGGUCCCACCCUGCCGGGGCGCGACUCCUGGUCCUGAACCCCGACGUCCCGAAGGAGAGGCUCAUCACCUACACGAGCGCCGAGGGGGCCAGGCUCACCUUCGCCGACCUGUACACCCGAGACUACCUGUACACCCUGCCCGUGCUGUUCCUGGCGGCGGCGCGGGGCAACUCGGCCAUCACGUACCUUCUGCUCAAGUACGGCGCGUCCCCCGGCAUCACGGACGCCCUGGGCAACACCCCGCUGCACAUCGCCGCCUGCCAGAUGAACGUCGCCUGGGAGAGCGUGCUCGACCUGCUGGAGUUCGGCGCUCCGAUCUCGCGGCCGAACAGCGUGGGCAACAGGGCGCUGGACCUGCAGCCGACGCUCGUCAGGUUGCAGGAGCAGCUCGUCCUUGACUGCUUCGCGACCUUCGAGCCUCCCGCGCGCCCUGAGCCCGACCCGGUGACGUCAUCCAACCGCGACCUGGCCCAGGGCCCGACCCGCCAGCCCUCCAACCUCCUGAAGCGGCUGCAGGGCGUGGCCAACCGCGACAAGGUGGUGGGCACGAUCGGGUCGAGCCUGAAGGGGCGCGUGGCGGGCGGGCGGACGGGCAACCUGCGCGGCGAGAAGGAGGAGGACGCCAGCACCUCCUCCGCCGAGGCCGGCCAUCUCCAGUCCUCCGGCAGCGUCAGGAGCCGCGGCGGGUCGGGGCCCAGGCCGGGGCACGACUUCAGGAGCAAGGAGCUGACCUGGGAGACCCUGAUCCACCUGGGCAGCCGCCGACGGAUCCGCCAGCUGCACGAGGAAGGAAUGGACUCCGAGACUGCAGGGAAGACGACGGUGGUGGAGGCGGAGCGAAGCAUCUCCCUCCUGAAGCGCCUGUCCUCGAACCCCGAGUGCUUGGGCUUCAUCGUCAAGAACCUCUUUGCAACAGCUUCCAACGUCAUCGACUUCUACGAGCGUUGCACCGAGAACCAGCUUCACACGUGCUUCAAUUCGCUCUUGCAUAACUUGCUGAAGAACAUCCUGGAGCUCCUGUGCGGCAGCGGAGGCGCGGGAGGAGGAGGAGGCGCCGCAGGAGGAGGAGGAGGAUCGGGCGCCGCAGCCUCCGAGGGCGGCCUAGGAGACUCCCCCGCCGCUUCGUACAUCACGCCGGGGUCGCCGAGUGGCCGGAAGGAGGCGGCGGCGGCGGUGUGUCUGCUGGUGCGGCUGUGCAGCGUGUUGCUGUCGGGCGUGCAGGAGUUGCAGUUCACGGCCAUGUCGACGCUCAACAAGGUCAUCGACGCGGCCGUCGUGCACCGCAUCGGCGACCUGGGCAUCGACCCCGAGAACCACCUGCUGCCGCCCGGCUCCGAGAGAAAAGCCAAGAUCCAGCUACCUGUGUUCUCGCCUCAGCCGUCACGCCUCGUGCGCCAGAACAGCAGAACAGGCAGUGUCAUGAGCGGUGACAGGAGCCCGAGUACAGUUGGCACUCCGGACUCCAUACCUGGUCGUGGCACCAUGGGGCACUUUGGGCAGUGGAUGCUCAUGUGGCGGCAACACACAGCGAAGGAUGCCAACGAUACGGAAAAGGAUGCAAAUAACACUACUAUAAUCGGAACCCUGGCCAGCAUCCCAGCCGUGUCCAUCCUGAACGUCAUGCACAACGCCAUCACUCUCCACAAACGAACCGUGGGCGCGAAGCAGCAAUGCACGCCCAGUCAGAGGCUCCGUCUCUGCCGGUCGCACUGCCUCCAGAUCCUGAGCGCCAGAGUCCUGCUGUUCAUGACGCACAGCCCGGCCAUCCAAUCACAGCUCGUCGAGGAGAAUAGCCUGCGCUCAUUGGUCGCGGCCCUGGACACCACGCACGACCCGCAACUCCUCUGCUCAGUCCUCCAAGUCGUGGCCACGCUCGCUCUCACGCCCCACCAUCACCAAGCUCUCCUGGCCGCCAAGAUCCCCGACGCCCUCACCCAGCUGGUUCUGCCGUCCGACGAGUGGUUCUACACCAACCACUCCACCAGGCACGCCCGUUACGUCAAGCACCACGCCGCCCGCACCUUGGUUUACCUCGGCCUCCAACACCGCGUCAACCACCGGGUUAAUGUGUACGACCUUCUGUUGGACGAGGCCCCGCCCCCGACGCCCCUGGGAGAGAGCUCCGAGGACGACUACAUCAUGAUGACUUCAGCGCCGCCCCCCAUCGUGUCGUCGCAGGAGAAGAAAGUCCUCGGGAUGUCUGUAGAAGGGAUGGUCCUGCACACGCUGAAGACGCUCGAGAGCACGAGCACCUCCGGCAUCACCCCGACGAGCACAACCUCCAUGGACUGGGUCAGCGAACCUCCUGAGUCGGCGAGAGGUCUAGGCGUUGGGUUUCGAGGCGGAAAGCGACUCGCCGGAAAGGAGGAGGGGCCUCUGGGGCGCCGCCUGCUGUCCUGCCUCAUGCUGGGGCUGCCGCUCGUCCUGCACCCGGUCAUCUUCCUCCGCCUCCUCCUUCACCGCCUGCUGACGUCCAUGCACCACCUCACCAAGUGGAAGUCGUGCACGUCGCGCUCGUCCUGGACCUCGCACUCGUCGGAGGUGUGGCGCGCGCGCUCCCGCACCUCCUCCUCGGAGACCGACGCCUCCACGCUGCGCAAGAGGCGCAGGGUCAACCUCACGCUCGACUUCGCCGAGGCCUGCCCCGAGGAGCCGCCCCUGUCGCCCGCGUCGCAGGAGGACCUCCGGCGCGCGUCGGCCAUGGCGUCGCGCGCCAACAGCGAGGACGCGCAGCUCAAGCUCCACCACAGGAAGGUGUCGACGCCGGGCAGCGCGCUCUCGCAGCCCGGCUCCGGGAGGCGCCUCCGCGACACCCUGGCCGCCAUCAGCACCACCGACGUCAGCGUGACGCUCCAGCAGCUGCUGCCGGCGCGCCUGCGGGCCGCCGAGUCGCACAACUCCAUCAGCAGCUCGUCGAAGGGCACGACGCCCUCCAGCUCGCCCUCCAUCUUCCAGAAGAGGAGCUUCCGCUUCUCGAGCUUGCACAAGAAGCGCUCCAAGUCCGUGCACGACCAGAUCAACUCCUCGGGCUCGACGCCCAACAUCUCGCAGUCGCGCAACGACCUGGCGUCCUGCGAGGAGGACAUCGUGGCCUUCCAGAGGCAGCUGCAGAACCUCCCGUCGUACGAGCUCAUGGACGCCCCGGACCUGCAGACCCCGCCCCCCUUCCGGCAGCGCUCGCGCUCCGUGCCGCGGGUCACGUUCGAGAGCAUGUCGACGCUGCUGGUGCCGCGCCCCACGCCCAUCGGCCGCUCGCCCACCGCCGGCGCGGACUUCAACACCGGCCUGCUGUCCACGCACCUGACGCUGCCGCCCAGCCCGCACCUGUCGCCCACCACGCACCUGUCGCCGCACCACUUCCCCGUCCCGCACCUGUCGCCGUCGCGCUCCGCCCACAACAUCGCCUCGUCCACGCCCCUCCACUCCCCGGGCGUGGCGUCGCCGCACAACCUGGCGUCGCCCGUGUCCUCGCACGUGUCGCAGGGCUCGCCGCGCCCCUCCUCGCCCUUCCUGUCGCCCGGCUCGCCCUACUCGCCCCACUCGCUGUCCUCGCCGCGCCUCCGCUCGCCCGCGCUCUCGCCCAUCACGCCCCCGCGCUUCCCCCCCACGCUGGCGGGCAACGCCGACGACGCCCCGCUCUCCGCCCUGCCCUCCAGCCUGCAGGCGGGCGGGGAGGACCUGCGGGGCGUGGCCUCGUCCCGCUCCAGCUCCGUCACGCCCACGAGGUACCGCCGCUUCGACUCCCCCGUGUACAUCGUCGUCGACAUUCCAGCCGUGCACAGGGCGGUGCUCCAGUGCGUCGAGGAGUGGCUUCAGUCGGGCGGCGUGCAGGUGGAAGGCAACCCCACAGUGGCCCGCGAACUGAGCGAAUUCCUCACGCGUGUGGCCCAGUGCGGCGCCCCCUACCAGCAGUGGUGUGAUGAUCUGCGCUCCCACUGGAACAUCACGGACAUCGACGGCAGCGAAGAUGAAGAAGAAAGCGUCGAACAGAUAAACCGAGACUAUUGCAAGCUGCAGCACCUGGUGGUGAGCGGCGAGUUGGCCUGCAGCAAGGAGGAAGCCGCAUCCCUCGCCUGCAUCCAGCUGAGGAUCGAGGAGACGUGGGCGCCACCCGACCCCCCCUCCUCCGCCCACACCUUGCCCCCCACCUCGACGCACGCCCACCAUGCCAGCACCCCCGCGCCCACGCCCACGCACGCCCUCUCGCCGGGGCCGGGGCACGCUAGCCUCUCGGCCACGGUGCCCGCCCGCGACCCGACCUUCAGUUUCGGGGUCGCCAACAGCCAUUCCACGCCCACGGGACUCUACGGACACGCCCAGACGCACGCCUACGCCCCUUCGUCGCUAGCCCCGCCCACUGCCUCUAGCUUCCUCCAGUCCCACGCGGGCUACCACGGGGGCUUCCUCGCCUCCGCCCACACGCACCAGAAUGGAAAGGAGGGCGUGCAGCUGGCGGUGCCCGUGGCGCCGGCGGAGUCCCAGCGGCGCCACUCCUUCACGCCGCACCACGACGAGGACGACGACGACUACUCCACGGCGACCACCAACACGGGCGGCGCGGGGGGCGGCGUGGGCGUGGCCAGCUUCUCCGGCAGCGGCAGCUCCUCCUCCGGCCGGCGCCCCGCCACCAUCCCCGCGUCGGAGAGCUUCAUGGGCGGCCCCGGCGACCUGUUCCGCGGCUGCUACGGCGCCCUUGACCCCCACAAGAAGGGCGGCCAGCCCGCGCUCGCCUCGAUAGCUGGGUAG
This is a messenger RNA of Penaeus indicus, 8249 nucleotides long. RefSeq lists its product as uncharacterized. NCBI's taxonomy places the organism in Eukaryota, Metazoa, Arthropoda, Malacostraca, Decapoda, Penaeidae. Gene Ontology annotation, molecular function: protein binding. The transcript has 22 exons. The coding region runs from base 1563 to 8249 and encodes 2228 amino acids. The record is from RefSeq and is a predicted model, not a curated record.